Messenger RNA from Candoia aspera, 1596 nucleotides. It is a transcript of the gene TTLL1, whose product is annotated as TTL family tubulin polyglutamylase complex subunit L1. Lineage: Eukaryota; Metazoa; Chordata; Lepidosauria; Squamata; Candoiidae. Gene Ontology annotation, molecular function: tubulin binding; tubulin-glutamic acid ligase activity. The coding region runs from base 52 to 1323 and encodes 423 amino acids. The transcript has 10 exons. The record is from RefSeq and is a predicted model, not a curated record. Gene Ontology annotation, cellular component: cilium. Gene Ontology annotation, biological process: microtubule cytoskeleton organization; protein polyglutamylation.
GCUUCGCGGCCGCUGAGAGACGGAGCGUCGCCUCUGCGUUGGGGACGGAUAAUGGCAGGAAAAGUAAAGUGGGUGACUGACAUAGAGAAAUCUGUGCUAAUAAACAAUUUUGAAAAGCGAGGGUGGAUCCCAGUGUCAGAAAAUGAAGACUGGAAUUUCUACUGGAUGAGUGUGCAAACUAUUCGAAAUGUUUUCAGUGUAGAAACUGGUUAUCGCCUCUCUGACGACCAGAUUGUCAACCAUUUCCCUAACCACUACGAGCUCACCCGGAAGGACUUAAUGGUGAAAAAUAUUAAAAGGUACAGAAAAGAACUGGAAAAAGAAGGUAGUCCUCUUGCAGAGAAGGAUGAAAAUGGAAAAUAUCUUUAUUUAGACUUUGUUCCUGUCACAUUUAUGCUUCCAGCUGAUUAUAAUUUAUUUGUUGAAGAAUUCCGAAAAAACCCUUCCAGUACAUGGAUUAUGAAGCCUUGUGGAAAAGCUCAAGGGAAAGGAAUUUUUCUCAUCAAUAAGCUUUCCCAAAUUAAAAAGUGGUCUCGGGACAGCAAAACAUCUACGUUUGUAUCUCAGUCCUCUAAAGAAGCAUAUGUGAUUUCCCUGUAUAUCAGUAAUCCACUUCUGAUUGGUGGGAAGAAAUUUGACCUACGCUUAUAUGUAUUAGUAUCUACUUAUCGUCCUUUGAGGUGCUAUAUGUAUAAACUUGGGUUUUGUCGAUUUUGCACAGUAAAAUAUACACCAAGUACAAGUGAAUUGGACAAUAUGUUCAUCCAUCUUACAAAUGUUGCCAUUCAGAAACAUGGGGAUGAUUACAACCACAUCCAUGGUGGCAAAUGGACGGUGAACAAUUUGCGUUUGUAUCUAGAAAGCACUCGAGGGAAAGAUGUCACUAACAAGCUGUUUGAUGAAAUACACUGGAUAAUUGUACAGUCAUUGAAAGCAGUUGCACCUGUAAUGAACAAUGAUAAACAUUGCUUUGAAUGCUAUGGAUAUGACAUCAUCAUUGAUGACAAGCUUAAGCCAUGGCUUAUUGAGGUUAAUGCUUCUCCAUCUCUUACUUCCAGUACUGCAAAUGACCGUAUACUCAAAUACAAUCUGAUAAAUGACACACUUAAUAUUGCUGUGCCCAAUGGAGAAAUUCCUGAUUGUAAAUGGAAUAAACCGACCCCCAAAGAAGCUCUUGGAAAUUAUGAAAUUUUAUAUGAUGAAGAGAUGGCACAAAGCGAAAUAUCAGAUCGUGAUUUACGAAGUCGCUCUGGUCAGUCUGUUGGAUUUAAGGGAAACAGAGCCAGAGAUCCUGGAAAAGCAGGUUCCCUUACUUGGAAGUAGCUGAAGAAUAAACUGUAAAUUGAGGUUUUCUGAAAUUCUAUGUCGCAAUUAUAGUUGGAUAUCUUUUAUUUUAUUUAUUUGCUUAGUACUAGUCCAGAGAAAAGAAUAUUGCUCAAAGAUGAGAGGAUGGAGGCAUGUGUAUAUAUUUCAAGUGUAUCAUUAGAUUCACUGCAGUUUUACUGCAUGGUUAUUAUUAUGCAAGGUUAUUAUGCUGCAUGCUGUAUCAGACAAGUGUAACGAGUUAAUGCAAACAAAAUAAACUCAUUUCCAAGA